GGUCAGGCUGGCGCUUCGUUGUCAGAGGCGAGGUGAGCCGCGGGCCGAGCCGCCUUCCCCCACGUCCCUGCGAGCGGCUGGACGUCUCUUCCGGACUCCGAGCGCCGUCCCGGCCGCCUUGGGCCCGGGUUCUGAGGCGAAGUCAGCUUGUUUGAAAGAGUGACAACGAAAACUGGCAAAAACUUGUUCUGUGAGACAGUGGGAGACAAUGUCGCAACUAAAAACCUCUUAUUCCUUUGAUGCUCCCUCGGACUUCAUUAAUUUUACAUUUUUGGAUGAUGAAGAAGAUACAGAAAACAUAGAUUCUUGGUUUGAUGAGAAGGCCAAUUUGGAGAAUAAGUUUCCGGGGAAGAAUUGGGCAAGAGGACUUCUUCAGAAAACUCCUUUGAGAAAGACUAAUCUCCAGCAAGUUACUGUUACUCCUUUGAGAACAAUUGACAAUACUUACAGAGAGACAGAAAAAGAAAAUCUGGUGGAACAGUCUGCUUCAUCAAAUUCUCGUUCUUUCCCAGAAGUCAAGGAAACUAAGACAAGAAGUACUCCAAACCAACCUCAGAGAAGAUCUGUUAGACUGUCAGCACGGAAGGAUUUGGAACAGAAAGAAAAGCAACAUGUGAAAAUGAAAGCCAAGAGAUGUGCUACUCCUGUAAUCCAUGAAAUUCCACCCUCCAAGAAAAUGAGAGUUUCUAAUAGUAAACAGAAGCCAGAGGAAGAGGAAGAAGGCAGUGCUCAACAAGGAAAGAAUGAGUCUUCCCCAGAAAAAGCGAAGGGCAGAUAUAAUGUGCCAGGAAGGCAGAAAAUUCUUAAAAGUACUGAGGAGCAAGAGUUGGAGAAGAGAAUGAAGAUGCAGCAGGAGGUGAUGGAGAUGCGGAAAAAGAAUGAAGAAUUCAAGAAAAUUGCUCUUGCGGGAACAGGGCACUCCUUGAAGAAACCAGUGAGCCAAGUAACCAAAGUAGUUGACUUCCAUUUUCGAACAGAUGAGCGAAUUAAACAGCACCCCAAGAACCAGGAAGAAUAUAAGGAAAUAAACUUUACAUCGGAGCUGCGAAAGCAUCCUUCGUCUCCUGCUCAAGUAUCCAGAGGAUGCACCAUUAUUAAGCCUUUCAACCUGUCCCAUGGAAAGAAAAGAACAUUUGAUGAAACAGCUUCUACAUAUGUGCCCCUUGCACAGCAGGUUGAAGCCUUCCAUAAACAAACCCUUAACAGAUAUCACUUAAGAAGCAAAAAGGAAGAUAUUGUUCUGUUGCCUUCUAAACCUGCUGUGGCGAAGAUCUCCAGAGACCCACAGACCCCCGUACUGCAAACCAAGCAUCGUGCAAGGCCUGUGACCUACAAAAGUGCAGCAGAUCAAGAGGCUGAGGAACUUGAGAAACUACAACAAUAUAAAUUCAAAGCACGAGAACUUGAUCCCAGGAUUCUUGAAAGUGGACCCAUCUUGCCUAAAAAACCACCUGUGAAACCACCCACCCAGCCUAUUGGCUUUGAUUUAGAAAUUGAAAAAAGAAUCCAGGAACGAGAGUCAAAGAAGAAAUCAGAGGAUGAACAUUUUGAGUUUCAUUCCAGACCAUGUCCCUCUAAGAUCUUGGAAGAUGUUGUGGGUGUUCCUGAAAAGAAAGUCCUUCCAAUCACAGUUCCCAAGUCACCAGCCUUUGCAUUGAAAAACAGAAUCCGAAUGCCCAUGAAAGAAGUUGAAGAAGAAGAGGAGCCAGUAGUAAGAGCUCAACCUGUGCCACAUUAUGGGGUGCCUUUUAAGCCCCAGAUUACAAAGGCAAGAACUGUGGAAAUGUGCCCUUUCUCUUUUGAUUCUCGAGACAAGGAACGUCAGUUACAGAAGGAGAAGAAAAUUAAAGAACUGCAAAAAGGGGAGGAGAUGCCCAAGUUCAAGGCACUUCCUGUACCUUAUUUUGACACUGUUAACCUACCAGAGAAGAAGGUGAAGAACACAACCCAGAUUGAGCCUUUCUCCCUGGAGACGGACAAAAGAGGUGCUCUGAAGGCACAGACUUGGAAACAUCAGCUGGAAGAAGAACAGAAACAGCAGAAAGAAGCAACUUGCUUCAAGGCUCGGCCAAACAACGUCACCUCCCAGGAGCCCUUUGUUCCCAAGAAAGAGAGAAAAAACCUUUCUGAGAGCCUUUCUGGUUCUCUAGUUCAGGAACCAUUUCAGCUGGCCACUGAAAGGAGAGCUAAGGAAUGGCAGGAACUGGAGAAGAAAAUGGCAGAAGUUGAAGCCAAAAAAGUCCAGCAGUUGGAGGAGGCCAGACAACAAGAGGAAGAGCAAGAGAAGGAAGAGCUGGCUAGGAUACGGAAAGCACUGGUGCACAAAGCUAAUCCAAUACGCAAGUACCAGGGUGUGGAGAUAAAGUCAAGUGACCAGCCUCUGACUGUGCCUGUGUCUCCCAAGUUCUCUACUCGAUUCCAGUGCUAAACCCGCUGUGAGCUGCAGGCACCAUCUGGAAGCAGGAGCUGCUCUUCACAUCAGAUCUGGAGCUUUCUUUCAAGGUUCCCCGGGCGUGAAGAGCUCAUUUCUACACUUACCUGCAUGACCAGUGGAGCAUUACUGACAACUCUGGACUCGAGUUUUAGAGAGUUGUUUGCUCACGUUAUUGAGGUGAACGAGACUCUGCUUAGUUUGUUUUGAUCAGACCUCACAUCGUUAUUUGCUUUGAACCAUCAGUUGACCUUUAUUUUAUUAUUAUUUUUUUCCUCUUCUGCCACAACGGAUGAGUCUCCGAGGGUGACUCCCAGCUCUGUGCUCAGGGACCAUUGCAUGUUUUCAACCUAAUGAACUAUCUCCUGCGUCCCUUCAGAGUUGACCUUUAGUAUGGGUCUUAAUUUCUACUAGAAUUUAAAGUCUUUGUAUCAAUAGUGUAAUUUCUAUUUCUCCUUACCCUGUCCCCUUUUUCUAUAUUAAUCAGAAAAUAAACUUAAAUAGGAAGAUAGAACUUCAGUCAUACUUGAAGAGACCUAAUUGUCUAUCAGAUUUCUGCCCUCUCUCUGCACAGAGUAAAUACAGAGUUAAAGAGCAUGUCUUCACUGAGCACCGGAACGUGGUUGGAAAACCUCUUGGGCCACCUCAGUGAAAAAGACGUCAUAGACUGAUGGUGACCUCCCAGCAGCUAGUGGCAGUUUCAGGCAAAGCUGCUGUGAUAUCUCAUCCUUCCUUGUUGACACACAAGAAAUGGGAUGGUGCAGCAUACAUUGCAAGUCCUCCAGUGCCCCGGACUGGAA
This is a messenger RNA of Sorex araneus (European shrew), 3231 nucleotides long. RefSeq names its product TPX2 microtubule nucleation factor (gene TPX2). NCBI's taxonomy places the organism in Eukaryota, Metazoa, Chordata, Mammalia, Eulipotyphla, Soricidae. The coding region runs from base 209 to 2428 and encodes 739 amino acids. The transcript has 17 exons. The record is from RefSeq and is a predicted model, not a curated record. Gene Ontology annotation, biological process: regulation of mitotic spindle organization; activation of protein kinase activity. Gene Ontology annotation, cellular component: microtubule; spindle.